AGUGCCUUGCGAGCGGUCAUGGGCUAAGCACGGAAAUCGUAUCGUUGCCGCGCUCCGUUCUCCUCUACCGCUCAUCCCGACAAAAUUCCAAAUACAAAAACCAAAAAAAAUAAACACACUACCACAUACCGUGCACGCCGAACACACAUUGUAGAUGUUUGCCAAAAUGUGGCUUUCCGACUGCCGUUCGAUGACGCGCUACAAGCAGACCGAAUUCACGGAAGAUGACUCCAGUUCCAUUGGCGGCAUUCAGCUAAACGAGGCGACCGGCCACACGGGCAUGCAGAUACGCUACCACACCGCCCGGGCUACAUGGAAUUGGCGCUCGAGAAACAAGACGGAGAAGUGGCUGCUCAUCACCACCUUUGUGAUGGCCAUCACGAUCUUCACGCUGCUGAUUGUCCUUUUCACAGAUGGCGGCAGCAGCGAUGCGACCAAGCACGUCCUUCAUGUCCAGCCGCACCAGAAAGAUUGUCCUUCGGGCAAUGAGCUGCCUUGCUUGAACAAGCACUGCAUCUUUGCGUCGAGCGAGAUCCUUAAGUCCAUCGAUGUGACCGUGGAUCCCUGCGAUGACUUCUACGGAUAUUCCUGUAAUCAGUGGAUCAAGAACAAUCCCAUACCCGAGGGUAAAUCCACGUGGGGCACCUUUGGCAAGCUGGAGCAAAUGAAUCAGUUGAUAAUCCGCAACGUACUGGAGAAGCCGGCAAAGAGCUUCAAGUCGGACGCGGAGCGUAAGGCCAAGAUCUACUAUGAAUCCUGCCUGGAUGCGGAUGAGCACAUGGAGAAGCUGGGGGCCAAGCCCAUGAACGAUUUGCUGUUGCAGAUCGGAGGAUGGAAUGUGACCAAGAGCGGCUACAACGUGACCAAUUGGACGAUGGGAAACACGCUCAAGAUUCUGCAUAACAAAUACAACUUCAACUGCCUGUUUGGCUGGGCGAUCGGGGAGGACGACAAGAACUCCUCGCGUCACGUCAUCCAGAUCGAUCAAGGUGGACUGACGCUGCCCACCGCCGACUACUACAACAACAAGACGGACAAUCACCGCAAGGUGCUCAACGAGUACAUUGAGUACAUGACCAAGGUGUGCGUCCUGCUGGGGGCCAAUGAAUCGGAUGCCCGCGCCCAGAUGAUCGGCGUCAUUAACUUUGAGAAGAAGCUGGCCAACAUUACCAUUCCGCUGGAGGAUCGCCGCAACGAGGAGGCCAUGUAUCAUCCAAUGCAGCUGCGACAGUUGUCCAAACUGGCGCCGUUCCUCAACUGGACGGAUCACUUUGACAAUGCCAUGCAGAUGGUGGGUCGACGGGUCACCGACGACGAGGUGGUGGUCGUCUACGCACCCGACUUCCUCAAGAACCUAUCGGACAUCAUCCUCAAGAUGGAACAGACCGAGGAGGGAAAAAUCACCUUGAACAAUUAUCUCGUCUGGCAGGCGGUACGCACGCUGACCAGUUGCUUGUCGAAACCAUUCCGGGAUGCCUAUAAGGGCGUGAGGAAGGCCCUCAUGGGUUCGGAUGGCGGCGAGGAGAUCUGGCGUUACUGCGUCUCGGACACGAACAAUGUGGUUGGAUUCGCCGUCGGCGCCAUCUUUGUGCGUCAGGCUUUCCACGGCGAGUCGAAACCGGCGGCCGAGCAGAUGAUCUUCGAAAUUCGCGAAGCCUUCAAGAAGAAUUUGCAGAACCUGACCUGGGUGGACAAGCAGACGCGCGAGAAGGCCAUCGAGAAGGCCAAUGAGAUCUCGGAUAUGAUUGGAUUUCCCGACUAUAUUCUGGAUCCCGUGGAACUGGACAAGAAGUACGCGGAGUUGAACAUCACGCCGAAUGCGUACUUUGAGAACAACAUCCAGGUGGCCAUCUACAAUCUGAAGAGCAACCUGAAGCGUCUCGACCAGCCGGUGAACAAAACCAACUGGGGCAUGACCCCGCAGACGGUGAACGCCUACUACACGCCCACCAAGAACCAAAUCGUCUUUCCCGCCGGCAUCCUGCAGACGCCCUUCUUCGACAUCAACAACCCCAAGAGCCUAAAUUUCGGGGCCAUGGGCGUGGUUAUGGGCCACGAGCUAACACACGCCUUCGAUGAUCAGGGGCGUGAGUACGAUAGGUUUGGCAACAUCAAUCGCUGGUGGGACUCCAAGAGCAUUGAGCGGUUCAACGAAAAGUCCGAGUGCAUCGCCCGGCAGUACAGUGGAUACAAGAUGAACGGACGCACCCUCAACGGCAAGCAGACGCUGGGCGAAAACAUAGCCGACAAUGGCGGUCUGAAGGCGGCCUACCACGCCUACCAGCGCACCAAGAGCGACCGGGAUGUGGAUGUCUUGAAGCUGCCGGGUCUGAAUCUCACGCACUCGCAGCUCUUCUUUGUGUCCUUCGCCCAGGUCUGGUGCUCCAGCACAACGGAUGAAACGAACCUGCUGCAGAUGGAGAAGGAUCCGCACUCGCCAUCGCAGUUUCGUGUGAUCGGCACAUUGUCGAACAUGAAGGAGUUCGCCGAGGUAUUCCAGUGCAAGCCCGGCAAACGGAUGAAUCCCACCGAGAAGUGCGAGGUGUGGUAAGGGGAUAGCGCAAUUUCGAUCUCAGAACGAGCCAAAGAUAGAGCCAAAGCCAAAGCCGAGCAACUAGACAACCAUUUUAAGGUGCGGAUGGUGGUGGGAUGCUGAUGCAGACGCAGACUGGGAGUUACAGCCUCAAAUUGCUGAUCCUGUAUUCCGGAUUUUAUUGUUUAAGCCGUGCUCUUUUGUUAUUGUUUUUCUGUUUUUUUUUUUUUGUAUUAUGGUUGCCAUUUGUAUUUUGUCGAAAGACCGUCAGUCAUUGUGCCUAUGAAAAUGAUAGAAACUGACGAUAAAUUCACGUUCGAACUCCAAGGGGUCUGGAGUGCCGAUCUAUACAUAAUAGAUCCUGGAUCAAGGGACCCUUAACUACAUUUGAAUGUGAACGCACGAGCUACCAACUAUAUGGGAUGGGUGUGGCUGAUAUAUAUAUAUUUAAUGAUAUAUAUAGAUAUGAUAACGAUAAACGAUAACUUAGCUAACUGUAACUUAGCUAUUUGUAGAACUAUGAAUGUAUAUUGUAUUAUAAAGAUACAAAGUUCGCAGCUCGUGUCCGAAGGAUGAAGGAUAUCUCCCACUAAGAUAUACCUUCGAAAGAGUUUGAAAAAUCUCAAUUUUUUUUUUUUCGUAAACUACGAUUAUGUCGAAGUUCCUGAGUAGGGAAUAGAAAUGAAAUUAUGGGCUUGUGGGUGUGAAAGUGAAAGAGAUAGAGAUAGAGAUAUAGAAUGAGAGGCGAACAUUUUUUAAGCUUUUCAGUUGCCAAAGGGAACAGGAAAUAACUGAGUGAUUAGGUUUUUCAUUAUUAUAAGUUGAAAAUUAAAGCACUUUUUUUUACAAUUGGAAACUAGCUUAUUGUUGUCGUUUUUAUUUUGGCUUAUUUCCUUGUCAAGCAGAAUGUCAAAUAGUCGAAUGGCAGGAAUGGGAAUGGAUAGAACACAAACCAACACCAAUUAAUUAAUAAUCGCUCAAAUAUUGAGACAUAAAGCCAACCAAAUUGGACAUCGUUUCUUUUGUACGAAAGAAAAACAUAUCAGACUAAGAUGAUGUGAACAAAAGCCAACACCAACCACGUAUAUCUAUGGAAUUUUACUAAGCACCAACUCGGAAUCAAUCCAAAAAUGCUAGCUAUAAGAUAUAGGACAUCCUCAAGCCGAAUCAGUCAGAGCACAAAACUCCACUUUAGCUAGACAAUAUAUGGCCAAAAGGUUUUUCGGUUCACUAGCCCCAUUCUCAAGGGCGUUUCCAUUUACAUAUGUAUGUAGUCUCGGUUGUUAUCUAUAUAUUUUUGAUUCAGAUUUCUAUAAACGUACGUACGUCGAAUGCAUUUAUCUCUCCUUUUAGUUUUUACUUUCCCCGAAACAUUUAAUUUGUAAUGCUGGGAGUAUCUGGGACACAGAACAAAGUUAAGUUGAUGUAUUAUAUAUGUAUGUAUGUAUGUGUUUAUAGUUUUCCCUAAUCAUUUGAUAGGAAGGGGGAAGGGGGGGUAGCUAAGGGGAUGUACUAUUAAAACCCCUUUGUAUCCAUGGAGAUAUCAAGCAGAUGAUUUUUGUAUUCUAUAUAUGUACUAUAUGAUAGAUGAAUGAUAAUGAUGAUAACUAUAAUACAAAUAUUAAAAUAUUAUUAAUAUACAAACUACAUAUACAUUAACUGAAUGUUUAAAUGCAAAUUAUUUUUAUUGUCUAUUAAUAAAGUGUAUAUGUGCAUGUAUACAUUUGCGGAAACAAAACAAUAAAUAACGCUAUAGUCGAGCGUCCCGACUAAGGGAUACCCACUA
Molecule: messenger RNA, 4319 nt
Organism: Drosophila yakuba
Lineage: Eukaryota; Metazoa; Arthropoda; Insecta; Diptera; Drosophilidae
Gene: Nep3
Product: neprilysin-3
Exons: 9
Coding region: 155-2551 (798 amino acids)
Biological process (GO): protein processing
Cellular component (GO): plasma membrane
Molecular function (GO): metalloendopeptidase activity
Source: RefSeq, a predicted model, not a curated record